Molecule: messenger RNA, 1756 nt
Organism: Betta splendens (Siamese fighting fish)
Lineage: Eukaryota; Metazoa; Chordata; Actinopteri; Anabantiformes; Osphronemidae
Product: beta/gamma crystallin domain-containing protein 1-like
Exons: 10
Coding region: 32-1708 (558 amino acids)
Biological process (GO): lens development in camera-type eye; visual perception
Molecular function (GO): structural constituent of eye lens
Source: RefSeq, a predicted model, not a curated record
CUCAGAGAUCUGGGAAACCACCACCGUCAACAUGGGCAAGGUCAUCUUCUACGAGGACAGGAACUUCCAGGGCCGCUCCUAUGAGUGCAUGAGCGACUGCUCCGACAUGUCCUCCUACCUGAGCAGGUGUCACUCCUGCAGGGUGGAGAGCGGCUGCUUCAUGGUCUACGACCGGCCCAACUUCAUGGGCAACCAGUACUUCAUGAGGAGGGGCGAGUACGCCGACUACAUGAGCAUGAUGGGCAUGAGUGGUGGCAUCAGGUCCUGCAGGAUGAUCCCCAUGCACCGAGGCCAGUUCAGGAUGAAGAUCUACGAGAGGGAGAACUUUGGAGGUCAGAUGUACGAGCUGAUGGACGACUGCGACAACAUCAUGGACCGCUACCGCAUGUCCGACUGCAUGUCCUGCCACGUGAUGGACGGACACUGGCUGAUGUACGAGCAGCCCCACUACAGAGGCAGGAUGAUGUACCUGAGGCCCGGGGAGUACAGGAGCUUCAGGGAGAUGGGCAUGAGCGGCAUGAGGUUCAUGAGCAUGAGGCGCAUCAUGGACAUGUAUGUCCUCUCACCCUCAGAGAUCAUCUUCUACGAGGACAGGAACUUCCAGGGCCGCUCCUAUGAGACCAGCAGCGACUGCUCCGACAUGUCCUCCUACCUGAGCAGGUGUCACUCCUGCAGGGUGGAGAGCGGCUGCUUCAUGGUCUACGACCGGCCCAACUACAUGGGCAACCAGUACUUCAUGAGGAGGGGCGAGUACGCCGACUACAUGAGCAUGAUGGGCAUGAGAGACUGCAUCAGGUCCUGCAGGAUGAUCCCCAUGUACAGAGGAUCCUACAGGAUGAGGAUCUACGAGAGGGAGAACUUUGGAGGUCAGAUGUACGAGCUGAUGGACGACUGCGACAACAUCAUGGACCGCUACCGCAUGUCCGACUGCAUGUCCUGCCACGUGAUGGACGGACACUGGCUGAUGUACGAGCAGCCCCACUACAGAGGCAGGAUGAUGUACCUGAGGCCCGGGGAGUACAGGAGCUUCAGGGAGAUGGGCAUGAGCGGCAUGAGGUUCAUGAGCAUGAGGCGCAUCAUGGACAUUCGGCUGCUGAGUAAAAGCACAGAACAGCAGCAGCAGCAGCAGCAACACAACCCAUCCACAGUCAACAUGAGCAACACCGGCAUGAGCAUGAGGGGAAAGAUCAUUUUCUACGAGGACAGGAACUUCCAGGGCCGCUCCUAUGAGACCAGCAGCGACUGCUCCGACAUGUCCUCCUACCUGAGCAGGUGUCACUCCUGCAGGGUGGAGAGCGGCUGCUUCAUGGUCUACGACCGGCCCAACUACAUGGGCAACCAGUACUUCAUGAGGAGGGGCGAGUACGCCGACUACAUGAGCAUGAUGGGCAUGAGGGACUGCAUCAGGUCGUCUAGGAUGAUCCCCAUGUACAGAGGAUCCUACAGGAUGAGGAUCUACGAGAGGGAGAACUUCGGAGGUCAGAUGUACGAGCUGAUGGACGACUGCGACAACAUCAUGGACCGCUACCGCAUGUCCGACUGCAUGUCCUGCCACGUGAUGGACGGACACUGGCUGAUGUACGAGCAGCCCCACUACAGAGGCAGGAUGAUGUACCUGAGGCCCGGGGAGUACAGGAGCUUCAGGGAGAUGGGCAUGAGCGGCAUGAGGUUCAUGAGCAUGAGGCGCAUCAUGGACUCCUACUACUAGAUGUUCAGUGAAUGUAAAAACAGUUCAAUAAAGUCAAUGUUGCACUAA